Messenger RNA from Neofelis nebulosa (Clouded leopard), 1810 nucleotides. RefSeq names its product fucosyltransferase 7 (gene FUT7). NCBI's taxonomy places the organism in Eukaryota, Metazoa, Chordata, Mammalia, Carnivora, Felidae. The transcript is spliced from 2 exons. Bases 129 to 1151 code for a protein of 340 amino acids. The record is from RefSeq and is a predicted model, not a curated record. Gene Ontology annotation, molecular function: alpha-(1->3)-fucosyltransferase activity. Gene Ontology annotation, cellular component: membrane.
AUGAAAGGAGAUCGCUCCCAGGUGGGGCUGGGCGCGGGGGCGCAGCUGUGAUUUCAGGUCGCCUCUGCCUAGCCGCUGCUGUGAUUUGAGAUCCUCGGGUGGCUGCGACCGGGCGCUGUGGAUGAGCCAUGCUGGAUGUGGCCCCACUCAGAGGCGUCGGGCAUCUGGGGACGCUGGCCGGAGCCGCCCUGCUCUCCACCCUGUGGCUCCUGUGGCAACUCGGGUGGGCCCCCGCGAGGGUCCCCGCGGCGCCGCCCACGCUCACCGUCCUCGUCUGGCACUGGCCCUUCGCCGACCAGCCCCCGGAGCUGUCCGGCGACACCUGCGUCCGGUACGGGGUGGCCCGCUGCCGCCUGAGCACCAACCGCAGCCUGCUGGCCAGCGCGGACGUCGUGGUGUUUCACCACCGCGAGCUGCAGAGCCGGCGGGCCCGCCUGCCCCUGGCCGAGCGGCCGCGGGGGCAGCCCUGGGUGUGGGCCUCCAUGGAGUCGCCCAGCCACACCCGCGGCCUCGCGCGCCUGGGCGGCAUCUUCAAUUGGGUGCUUAGCUACCGGCGGGACUCGGACAUCUUCGUGCCCUACGGCCGGCUGGAGCCUCACGCGGGGCCCGCCCCGCCGCUGCCGGCCAAGAGCGGGACGGCGGCCUGGGUGGUCAGCAACCUCCAGGAGCGGCAGCGGCGCGUGCAGCUGUACCGGCAGCUGGCGCCCCACCUGCGGGUGGACGUGUUCGGCCGCGCCGGCGGGCGGCCGCUCUGUGCCAGCUGCCUGCUGCCCACCGUGGCCCCGUACCUCUUCUACCUGGCUUUCGAGAACUCGCAGCACCGAGACUACAUCACCGAGAAGUUCUGGCGCAACGCUCUGGCCGCCGGCACCGUCCCCGUGGUGCUGGGGCCCCCGAGGGCCACCUACGAGGCCUUCGCGCCUGCCGACGCCUUCGUGCACGUGGACGACUUCGGCACGGUCCGAGAGCUGGCCUCGUUCCUGGUGGGCAUGAACCAGAGCCACUAUCGACGCUACUUCGCCUGGCGGGACCGGCUCCGCGUGCGGCUGUUUGGGGACUGGCGGGAGCGCUUCUGUGCCGUCUGCACCCACUACCCCCGCCUGCCGCGAGACCGGGUCUACCGGGACCUCAAGGGCUGGUUCCAGGCCUGAGCCCUGGCUGCAGGAGGAGGCGGAGGGGGGCGGCUGGGCGCUGGCGGUGUGGGUGGAAGGCUGGAUGUUGAAAUCAAACCACCGGGCAUCCGGCCCUGAUGAGCAGCCGUCAGGUUAACGUGGAGGCUGGGGUCAGAGGCUAGAAAGCAGGGGUGUGGGAGGAGGGGGCCGAUGUGGGCAGGCUGCCUGGAGGAGGCUGGUGAGCACUGGGGUGAGCGUUUGGCGGUGAAGGUGGAGAGCAGGGAGGUAGCGGGGGUGCGUGUUGCUAGUUGAUCACAGACACAGGCUCCCACGACCUCUGAGGACCUCCCUCCCCACCUUGGUGACACGCCGGGCGAAUCGAGGCUGUGCCAGACACGGCGGCGGGGGGGAGGGGGGGAGGGGGAGAAGGGCAGAGGCAGGGCGCUGGGCCUGGGGGGCAUGCCCUCCUGCAGUCUGUAGGGGGAAAGACCGUGCCCCCCGACCUCCUCUGUAACGGACCGCUGGCCCGGGUCGUGCGGGCACAUCACCCUUGCCCUCCAUGGUCCCGGAGCCCCGGUGUGCAGACCUGUGCCAGGCCUGGGGACACCACACAAGCACACCAAGAGCUCGCUGGCCUCUCCCACCCGCGGCCCACUCUAGGGAGGGCAGCUGCCAGUAAAGAAAGAACAAGAAUGGCA